AGCGAAUGCGUCGGGGAAGCUCGAACUGGGGGUGGAAAGAAGAGAGUAGUUGAGGAGGUGGGAGCUGUUGUUAGGGAGAGGGAGACAGCGCGGCUUGGCGGCUUAGCAGAAGCUGAAGGGAGGAGGAGGAGGAGGCGGCGGCGGCAGCAGCAGGGCACAAAAAUUGAGCAAUGAAUAAAUUACGACAGAGCUUCAGGAGAAAGAAAGAUGUCUACGUUCCUGAAGCCAGUAGACCACAUCAAUGGCAGACGGAUGAAGAAGGGGUUCGAACUGGGAAAUGCAGCUUCCCAGUUAAGUAUCUGGGACACGUAGAAGUGGAUGAAUCCAGAGGAAUGCAUAUAUGUGAAGAUGCUGUGAAAAGACUAAAAUCUGAAAGGAAGUUCUUCAAAGGCUUCUUUGGAAAAAGUGGAAAGAAGGCAGUUAAAGCAGUCCUGUGGGUUUCAGCAGAUGGACUCAGAGUUGUGGAUGAGAAAACAAAGGAUCUUAUAGUUGAUCAGACAAUAGAAAAGGUCUCCUUCUGUGCUCCGGAUAGGAAUUUUGACCGAGCGUUUUCUUACAUAUGUCGAGAUGGUACUACAAGACGUUGGAUAUGUCAUUGCUUUAUGGCUGUAAAAGACACGGGAGAGAGGUUGAGUCAUGCAGUUGGCUGUGCAUUUGCAGCAUGUUUGGAGCGAAAGCAAAAGAGAGAGAAAGAAUGUGGGGUGACAGCCACCUUUGAUGCCAGUAGAACCACUUUCACAAGGGAGGGGUCUUUCAGGGUUACCACGGCAACUGAACAAGCAGAAAGAGAGGAAGUCAUGAGACAAAUACAAGACAUCAAAGUUGAAACAGAUGUGAAAACAACUGCUUCAAGUGUUGUACCUGGCAAUAGGGCUCCAUCUCCAGGUUCGCCCACUUCUCCUACUGCUGAAGUUGCAACUUCUGCUGAAAAGGAAUCCAGCAAUCCUCAUGCUAUCCCUCGACGACAUGCUCCUAUUGAACAGCUUGCCAGACAGGGGUCCUUCCGAGGUUUCCCUGCUCUUAGCCAGAAGAUGUCUCCAUUUAAACGCCAGCUUUCUCUACGAAUCAAUGAGUUGCCCUCCACAGUGCAAAGAAAGACUGACUUCCCUAUAAAGAACUCAGUUCCUGAAUCUGAAGGAGAAGUCGAUAGCAUUAGCUCAUUGUGCUCCCAGAUUACAAACACCUUUAGCAUACCGACUGAGGAUCCUUUCUCCUCUGCCCCAAUGACAAAGCCAGUAACCGUGGUUGCGCCACAGUCGCCAGCUUUUCAAGUCAAUGGCAUUGCCUCUGCCUUCCAUGUGUUUGCUGAUAAACCAGCUCAAACUACUAUAGCAUCUACAGCAAUACCACUUCGUGAAUCCAAUCCCUGGGCUCAGUCCCCUGCUGCUCCAGCUGUUGCUAAAAUUGGAGCUGGAGCUUCUCCUUCUGGUGCUGACUGGAGUGCCGACUCGGGAGAGGCCUCGCCGAAUCUGUUUCAGGCAAGCCACAGGCGCACUCCCUCAGAGGCAGACCGUUGGUUGGAAGAAGUAUCUAAAACUGUCCGGUCACAGCAGCCUCAGGUGCAGCCCCAGCCUCCAGCUCCCCAGCCGCUCCUCCAGCCUCCAGCGGUGGUUUCUCAGGCAGCACCAGCUUUUCCAGUCAGCACCUUCAUUGCACCUCCACCAGUGCCUAUUGGGGUGGUGCAGCCCAUGCAGCCUACAUUUAUCCAGGCUCAGCCCUACGCAGUCGCAAAUGGAAUGCCCUAUUCAGCUCCCAGUGUGACCAUGAUUGGAAUCACCCCAUCCCAGAUGGUAGCCAAUGUCUUCGGCACUGCAGGUCACAGCCAAGUGUCCCACGCUCAUCAGUCACCUAGUCUUAUAAAGCAGCAGACAUUUCCUCAGUAUGAAACUAAUAGCGCUACUGCCAGCCCUUUCUUUAAACCCCCGGCCCAGCAGCUCAAUGGCUCUGCUGCUUUCAAUGGUGCGGACCCAGCCAAGUGGCCCACAGAGGACAAGCAUGUGCUUCCUCCCGGAGCUGGCCAGCAGGUGGAUCCAUUUGAAGCACAGUGGGCAGCCCUGGAAAGUAAAUCGAAACAACGUACUAAUCCCUCUCCGACUAACCCUUUCUCCAGCGAAUUACAGAAGACAUUUGAAAUAGAACUUUAAGCAGUCCUGUGGCUUGUACUUCAUCUCUGUGUAUGUGUGUGUUGGCAUUGGAUGUAAGAGUAUACCGGGGGCAGCAUUUUUUAAUCGCUCAUGUCCCUCUCUUUGGAAUUAGGUUGGGGAUAGAGAGAGGGGACACUCAUGGAAAGAGGCUCCUAAACCCAGCCUUUGGGGGUAUAAUCCAGGAAACAUACCCCUUGCCACCUGUUCGGGAAUUUGAAUGGCAAAAGGAAUCUGAAAAGGGCUGAAGAAGGGAGUUGAACCUGAAGCCUUUUUUCCACAGAAACUUCAGGAAACCUCACAAGCUGGAAAGCAAAUGACUCACCACUAUCUUAAGAAUGUGUCUACCUUCCUGUGAAUGGCCCAUUCCCUUGGGGCGAAAACAGAGGUUAGGGAAUUGUGGCAUAGUAAGAAAUGGGCUGGUGGAGAAAGCCUGCAAGCUGCUCAGAAUAUGUUAUCAGUGGGAAAAGAAUGAGCUUCCAUUUCAAGUAAUUAUAUAUAUAGAAUAAAGCCAAAAUCUUUAUUUUUAUGCAUUUUAGAUUAUUUUAAAUAGUUCUAGUUAUUAAAAGUUGAAUGAGUUGUAAGUAAUCUUGCCAAAGUUAUAAAAGGGGGUUGGAUGUAAAAUUGUACAUAAGAUUGAUUUAUCACUGAUUCUUACAGUCAGUAAUAUGGGAAUAGGGUAGGGAGCGGAGUUCCCAGCUUGUCCCUCUCUGUAUCAUUGUAAGUAGCAUAUUGCAACUACAAUCAUGAAUCAUGACCAAUUUUUUUUUAAAAAAAAUCAUUGUAGAGUAGUGUAAGAACAAUAUUGUCUUGGUUUGAGAACAAUUGGUAAAUUUUAUCUUUUUUUAAGCAAUCAAACUAGAUAUUAAAGUUCAUAUAGGUUCUUUCAUGUACUGCUGCAGUUUAUUUGUCUUACAUCUCUUUUAACACUACUGUGACAACUGUAAUUAUAUUUACAAUCAGGUCUACUUAUGAACCCAUUUUAGGUGCAUUAAAUAGAGUUUAGAUUUUUUAAAAAAAUGCUUUUCCCAUUGUUAUAUAUGAAAGCUUAUAGCUAGACUGCAGCUAUUCCAUUUCUUUCCUCUGGCAAAUCAUGAAGUCCAUCUCAUUUUUAAUUUUACUCUUAAAACUUGGCCUUACAAGCAAAUGUAAGUUAUAUAUUUGUACUGAUGAUUUAUAAUCUGCUUUAACAGAAAUAAAUGUUGGUAGUAGAUUAUGUGUCUUUCUCAACAGGUUUCCUUGUUGUUUUCCUGCAACCAGUUUGAUCUCCAUUUCAUUUGGUGUAUAGAUCACCAAAUUUUAAAUGUUUGGUCUACUAAUAACAGGGCAAGAUAUAUACUCCCAUUUGUAUCUAUUGCUUAAAGCAGGAAUUGCAACUUCUGGAAUUUCAGCUUGCUUUUAUUUUGAAAUUUGUAUUAUAUUUCCUGUUUCCCCAGAAGAAUGUGGUUCCUACAAAUUGCCACAUUUCCCAUUAAGGGAUUAUCAGUGUAUUAUUCAGAAAUAGCCCUGAAGAACUUUGUAUUUGUUCUAGAGCAUUGUUCAUUAUCUAGAGACAUAAACUGGUUUUGCUCAGUUUUAGUGUGUCUUAAUACAUAAUGGAACUUAAUGGUUAUUGCUGUUUAAAGUUACAGUACUUAAGUGGUUUGUUUCAGUACAAAGCAUGCUUACUCUAAAACAAAGCUACCUCAAAUGUAAGUGCAUGUAUGGUGGAUGUAUGAAUUUGGACUAUGCCAUACUGCACUUGAGUAAAAAUCCCUUUCACUCUUUUUGUCCUUGGUCUAUUCAUACUUUUUGCAAAUGUAAAUGCAUGGAAUUCUCAUAAAGCUGCCACGUAGACAAUAAUUGAAUAUUGUCAAUGAAACAUUUGUGUAGAGCCUAAAUAAAUUCCUAUUGGGAUCAGAGGCAAGAAUUUCCAUAACCCAGUAAUUUUGUACAGUGAAUGGACAGUUACUAACUUACUACAUACAGGUCCAAAUACUUCUAAGGCCUUACUUCUGUUGUAGAAAAACUUUUAUAAAACCAGGGUUUAUUUUGGGUCUAGGGAAAAUGGCUUCUUGGAAUAUGCAUUACUUGUGGGGUUGUUAUGUGGAAUGGAGAAAUAAUGAUCAAUGGUUGAUUAUUUGUUAUUAAAGAAGGCAUAAUUCUAUCCAAUUUUAUCAACAGACAUCAAAAGUGCUUCUCUCAUAUAUGCAUUCAACAUUAAUCUAGCAGCAAUAACAAGUACAGUAAAAGCUGCUUUGCUAUUUUACCAUUUCUCUUUAAUAUUAUUAAAUAACAAUAUUUCCCAGUCAUGGGAAAAGAUACCAAUGUGAUCCAGAUUUUGAAAAAUGGUUUGGGAAGUGAUGAACUGCAGUAGAUAUAAAAAAUUCUGUUAAAAUGCCAAUUUUUUGAGAUAUAAAAAAUAAGAUAAACCACUUCAGAAUUUUUUCCACCUUUAAUUUAGCAUAUGACCUGUACAAUUCAAUAUAAAGACAAAUUGAAAUCUUUUAGAGGGGGAAAAUAACAAUAAAAAUACAAUAACUUGGUUGCAAUAAAUGUGCAAACCCCUUAAUACUUGAAGCACCUUUUGACUUUUGACAGCAUUCAGUGUUGGGACAGGAGCCCAUUGGCAUAGCACAUCUUGCGUUGGCAAUCUUUGCCCACUCUUCCUUGCAAAGUGCUCCCAAUCUGUCAGAUUGUGAGGGCAUUUCCUGUACACAGCCCUCUUCAGGCCACCCCUCAGGUUUUCAAUUGGAUUCAGGUCCGGGCUAUGCUGGGCCAUUCCAAAACUUUGAUCGUCUUCUGAUUAAGCUAUUUUUAUGUUGCUAUGGAGAUAUGCUUUGGGUCAUUUCCAUACUGAAAGGUGAAAUUCCUCUUCAGCAUUUUAGCAGAGGCCUGCAGGGUUUGUGCCAAAAUUGACUGAUACUUGGAAUUGAUCAUAAUUCCCUCCAUCUUGACUAAAGUCUCAGUUCCUG
Messenger RNA from Thamnophis elegans (Western terrestrial garter snake), 5095 nucleotides. RefSeq names its product NUMB endocytic adaptor protein (gene NUMB). Gene Ontology annotation, molecular function: cadherin binding. The coding region runs from base 171 to 2144 and encodes 657 amino acids. Lineage: Eukaryota; Metazoa; Chordata; Lepidosauria; Squamata; Natricidae. The transcript has 11 exons. The record is from RefSeq and is a predicted model, not a curated record.